Molecule: messenger RNA, 1116 nt
Organism: Naumovozyma castellii
Lineage: Eukaryota; Fungi; Ascomycota; Saccharomycetes; Saccharomycetales; Saccharomycetaceae
Product: SDR family oxidoreductase
Exons: 1
Coding region: 1-1116 (371 amino acids)
Source: RefSeq, a predicted model, not a curated record
AUGGAUAACACCAUCUCUUCGUCUCUUUCCUCUGUUCCUCUCUCCGUAAACCAAUCAAUUCAUAUCAAACAAACAAUGUCUUCCCAAACUACAGUCUUUGUCUCCGGUGCCUCAGGGUUCAUCGCCCUUCACGUCGUCAACGACCUAUUAAACGCAGGUUAUAAAGUUAUCGGCUCAGCCAGAUCCCAAGAGAAGUGCGAUCAAUUGCUAGCCAAAUUUAAGAACCACCCAUCUUUAUCCAUGGUUAUUGUGCCAGAUAUCUCCGACUUGAACGCCUUCGAUGACGUAUUCAAGAAGUAUGGUAAAGAAAUUAAAAUUGUUCUACACACAGCAUCUCCAUUCCGUUUUGACGUCAACGAUUACGAAAAGGAUCUAUUGAUUCCUGCUCUUAACGGUACCAAGUCCAUCUUGAAUGCCAUCAAACAAUACGCUGCUCAAACAGUGGAAAGAGUCGUAAUCACCUCUUCCAUGGCUGCCCAAUUAAACACCAUUUACAUGAAUGAUAAGAGUAUCACUGUAGAUGAAACUAGCUGGAAUGAUGCUACAUGGGAGGGCUGUCAAACCGACCCAGUGUCUGCUUACUGUGCCUCUAAGGGAUUUGCUGAAAAGGCAGCAUGGGAUUUCUUGAAGGAAAACAAGGACCAAGUUAAAUUCAAAUUAUCCACCGUUUUGCCCGUUUAUGUCUUUGGUCCACAAUUAUUCCCUGAACCUUCCAAGAAGGUAUUGAACACUUCCUCUGAAAUUAUUAACCAAAUAGUUAAUGCCGAUAAGGAUACCGAAUUGAUGCAAAUGAAUGGUGGGUUCAUUGAUGUCCGUGAUGUGGCUAAGGCUCAUUUAUUGGCAUUCCAAAAGGAUGAAUGUGCCGGUGAAAGAUUAUCUCUAUAUGGUGGGAUGUUCUCAACACAAGAUUUCUUGGAUAUAAUUAACGAAGAUUUCCCACAAUUGAAGGGAAAGAUUCCUGUGGGGAAACCAGGUACUGGUAAGGACGUUAUUGAAAACUCCUAUAAGAUAAACAACGAGAGAACCAAGAAAUUGCUGGGUUUCGAAUUUAUUAAUAAGAGAGACUGUGUGGAUGCCAGUGUUCAACAAAUACUAGAAACUGAAGGGAAAUUAUAA